Molecule: messenger RNA, 4580 nt
Organism: Phymastichus coffea
Lineage: Eukaryota; Metazoa; Arthropoda; Insecta; Hymenoptera; Eulophidae
Exons: 6
Coding region: 780-2387 (535 amino acids)
Source: RefSeq, a predicted model, not a curated record
AGUUUAGUAUGCAGUUUUAUUCGGUCUUUGAACUGUAGUAUUUUCAUUUUAACGAAAAAACGUUGACAGAACACAAAUUGUAAGAUGUCUUUCUCCUGAAUUUUUUCAAGACAAGUUUAUACAUGAAAAUUUUUCAUGAAACAUUGAAAUUUUUCGACAACUUUUCUCAACAACUAAGUGGCAAGCUUGACAUUUGCGUCAUAACCUAUAUUCAAUGCAUUGAAGCUAGUAGUGUCGAUCGUUGAAAAUCGUUGUGCGUUACGAACGUAAUUCGCUCUACAGUUGCUUGGGGUAUUUUUUAAUAACUUACUCACUUUAUAAAGAUCAUUAGUGAAUAAUUCAAUAGUGAUAAAAGAGCUGUGGCUCUAACGUUACGAGACAUGCAGUAUUUUCUAUAACGAACUUUUAUUUCAAACACUUAAACUUUUUAUCUCGUAACGAAUAAAAUUCGGUCAGUUAUUAUUUUUUAUUUAUAAUUUAUAGUAGUUGACCGCGGCAGUUCCUUGUUUGUGAUUCUUGGUAACAUACUUUGUUUCCGUAAAUAAUAAAAAUACCAUGUUUGACACUUGUUGCAUAUAAUCACGACAAGUGUGAAGCACGUGUUGCGAAAACCAUUAAAAGUUAUCAGUUAUUUAUUUACCUGUGAAUUGUAAUUAGUGAAUUGUUUGUUUGUUAAUUUUGCUUUGAAAGUUCCAAAUUCUUUGAAAAAUAUUUUCAAGUGUGAGUGUUUAUGAAACCUUCUAGCAUUGUAAAAAUAGAUACAGAUAAAUGAUAAUAAAAUGAAUUUGGUUCAUCUAAAUAAUAACAACGUUCGAUCUAACAAAAAUCCUAUGGCAUCUCACUAUCACGAUAAACUUAAAGUUGACACCCCUGUAGGAUUGACCAUUUAUGAUGAUUACUGUUUUGUUGAAAAAUUUGAUUGUGAUGGGAAUAUGGAUGACAGAGAGGCUAAGAUGAGCGGAAAAGCUAGAGUUCUUGUACAAAAGCUUCCUGAUUCUAUAGUGCAACAAUACCUUGCAAAGAAAGAAAAAAAUCAAGAGAAAAUGAAUUGUGAAAGAAAGUUAUUCAAUUCAAAUAUAGAAAAUGUUAAAUACAAAAAUGAAGAAAUCUCUCUUUCAAAUCAAUCUUUAAACAAAAAAAAGAAUUUCGAGAAUGAUAAAUUUGCAAGAGAACUUUCCAAACCUAUGAUGCAACAGUAUCUUGCAAAUACAGAAAUGGGUUGUCUCACUGCGGAUUUUGAAGACACUACUUCUGAUCUUCCAAAGUACCCAGUUAGAUCAGAUAAUUGUACUACCGAUAGCUUAAUAAAAAAUCUUUCUGGUAAUGUUGAUAUACAACAUCCAAUUCAGAUGAAAACAACGACUUAUCAAGAUCAAUUUAUAAAGAGUUUAUUUUCUUCAACUUUGAACCAAUUUAGUGAUCUCUCCUAUUCAAGAAUACAGGAAUGUAAUGAGAAUAUAGAAAAAGCAAAUGAUGCAGCCAAAGAAAAUUCCUUCAAAAAGCAAAAUAAUUACAAAAAGGGAAAUUUUGUUCAUGGUAGAAGAUCCAAAAAAAAUAAAACUACUAAUUUAUGUAAAAGAAUUUGUCUGUCUUGUCGUAAAUAUGUGCAAAAAAUUCAUAAAAGUAGUGAUGAAGUAUGGUGCGAUACCUGUAAGGCAUUGACAUUUUUUCAAUGCAACGCAUGUAGAAAGAUUGCCAAAACUUACAGUGCAAUCACAGAUCAUUUAUUGUAUCGUUGUGAUGCACGAGAUUCAUAUAAGUGUGCACAUUGCAAAUAUAUUGUGAAGAAGAAGCAAAUAUUAGCUUAUCACAUAACGAGAAAUCAUAAAGAAUUAAUUACCAAAAAAAGUAAUAGAAAUAUUAAAAAACUUAAUAAUAUAUUGAAUCAAGAUUCAGAAUAUAAGAAACGAUUUGAAAACUUAAUUGUUUUGAAAAAGAAAAGAGUAAUCCAAAGCAACACUGAAUGGGUCAUUAAGAAUGUAAGACGACGUGACUUGGGAGUCAAUAAAUAUGUAGAUUCACUUAUAUCGCCAAAGACCAUUUUUAACCAACCAAUCCAAAAGUCAACCACUUUAAACAACAAUGCAGAAAAAGUGGUUCAGUCAUGUAAAUUAUAUUGCAAGCAUUGCGACAAACAAAUCGAAAAUGGUAGUAUCAAUACACAAACUGAGACUUAUUGUCACACUUGUGGAACAGAUGUUCGAUACAAAUGCUUGAAAUGUCACAGCACUUUUGAAUCAUUUACCAUUAUGGAGGAUCAUUCAAGGAAAUUUUGUCCUUUUAAAAAGGAUAGUAGAGAAUACUAUCAUUGUUCACAAUGCAAUUACAAAAGUAUCCUUCAAGGAAUAGUUACAAAUCAUCAAGAGAAAGUACAUGGUUUGUCAUAACAAUUCACUUCUGAUAAAGUAACUUUUAUUUCAAGUCAAAUUAUCAUAGAGUAGAUUUUAAGAUAUGUAAUGUAGAUUUGGAAUAUGUGUCUUUUACUUUUUGUACCAAUUUAUAUGCCAAAAUCAUAUUACCAAAUAAUAUAUAUAAUUUAGAGUUUUGCUUAUCAGAUGUAAACAUAAAAUGUAAGAUUUAUCAAAGUGAUCUGGCAACAUUUGAGAUUGAGAUCAAGUAUUAUUCUUGUUGACUCAUAAUAUAUUUCAUCUGUUUUACUUAAUUAAUCAAACCGUUUAACAUAUUAAUUAAUGAGUGCUAAAUUAAACUAAUAAGUAUCUUAUCACUUCCAUUAUUGAUAGGAUAACUUUAAUUACAUUUAGAAGAUAAUUAUUGUACAGGUAUCAAAAUAAGGUAACCUCUAAAAGAUAAUUAUUGUGCAGGUAUCGAAAUACGAUAACCUAUCAAUAUUAAUUUUAUAUUUUCAACAUUAGAUGUGUUGGCUAUUAAUGAUUCUAUUUUCGUUUAUUUUUCUAAUUUUUCUUGAUAAAUUUUAUAUAAUUUUUAAUACUUUUCUUCAUAAAUGUUGGUGUUCUAACCUACAGAAUAAUAAAUAUUUCAUUUAAAACCAUGUACGAAAUAAUGUAGUGAACAAUGAAUCUUGCACAUUCCUUGCAGUUUUUUUCACUCAAAAUCACUUUCAGUGUCAUUCUUCAGAUAUACUUUUUGGAGUAAACUCACGCCUGUAUCUCUGACUCCUUACAUCCAGCAUCCAUUUUGCGAUUCUUUGUUUCUCAAUAAUUCAAGGAUAUGAAUAGAUUUUUCACAUUAUCAGAUACUUUUUAACCGGAUUUUUACAUAGCUGUGAAUAAAUAUAAUGCUUUUUUGUUCAGUAUACAUUAUGUUAUUUUUUUCUUUAUUAUGACUGGAAACUUUUAAUACAAUUGUAGACAUUAUAAAAUAGCUAUAUUUCUUUAGUAGCACCUUGUAAUUGAAUGUCAGAAUCAAUAAAAAGGGUAGCUAGUUCUUUUAAAACAUUUGAUAUUAUAGAUUUUAGUUUGUUAUUUACAUGAAACUUUUUGUUGUAAAUUUAAGUGAAUGGAAGAACUGUAACUAUCAAUAAUAUUAGUGCUAUCUUCUUUUUCAUAUAUAACAGAUAUUUUUGUAUUAUUCGUUAUUUUUUAUUGUUUAUUUGAGUAAAAAUUUAUAAUUUAUCACUUUAUCACAUAUCAUAUUAAUUAAUCAUUUUAUCACUAAGUGUUCAGUACAUUGUUAUUUACUUAGUUGCCACACUUUGAAAACUGAUUUAGUAAAGUUAAACCUUUCCUAAAUUUUCCCACAUUGUGUAGUUUGGUAUUUAAAUCACACAUUGAAAUUUCCGACUGAAUAUAAAGUGUUAUUUGUUAUAUACACGUGUCCAAAAGAUUUCGAAUCCUAAUAUGUCUUAAAUAAAUUUUAGAAAAAUCUGUCGAUUUCAUACAAAAACAACCAAUUAAAUAAUUCUGUUGAUAUUGUUAAUUUCUGAAAGGGACUUAAUCAAACGUACAGUAAUAGUAGUGAACAAAUAUCGUCAUUUAUUGGAUUUACCAAAUUUUAAUUUAUUACAAAUUGUUAAAUAGUCGUUCAAAUUUAGUCGAUUUAAUACAAUUGGGUUAUGUCAUUAUAAUUAAUAGUACAUUACGAUACAAGUGCAGGAAAGUAGAUUCUUGUCUCGUGUACCUUUCCACCCUCGCUUCGCUCGGGCGUAAACGCCACAUGAGACAAGAAUCUACUUUCCCGCACUUGUAUCGUAAUGUACUAUUAUGCGAAUUUAUAGAAAUAAAUCUAGCAUUGUCAUUCUUAGAAUGUUUUUUAAAUAAUCAUAAACAACUCACUACACUAUAUGCUUACAUUUACGAUGUGGCAACUAAUACCACUACCUUUUAGAGCGACUGCUAACAAAUAACUAUAUAAAUGCAUUUUUUUAUUAAAAAUCGUACAUAGAUAAUAAUUUUUUGUCAAUUCAGAUAAGAUAACGUGAAUUAAUUAAACGUUAUUUCCGAAGAUUUUUGAGGUAUGUAAAAGUUAAGCAGCCUUGAUUAGUUUCAUCGAAUUCGAUAAGAUAAACCAUAAAAAAUUGUUAUAAUUCACGUGUAAAAAUCUAAAAUAUUUUACAUAUAAGCCAAAUAAUGAUAAUAAAUUAAUAUGUAAUUGUUUUUUAA